GUCCUGACAAAGGUGAGGGCACAGAUGACCCAGAUUCCAUCAACCUCGUCAGUCCAGAGGACAACCCUGAGUCCCCUGAGUACCGCGAGUCCCAGACCUUGAGAGAGAAGGAACGGGAGAAAGUAGCACCAGGACCAGCAGAUUCACAGGGAGCAGCUCCGGAUGGAACAACCAGCGGCCCACCGGGCGAACUGGAAGAAACCAAGAAAGACACUGUGGAAGAAGAAGCAGCGGCGGCGGCGAGACCAGCACUGCGGUCUGGUGCAUCCGAGAAGCUCCAAAGCACGCCGGACAAGAAGAAUGCCGUCCAAGAUGCCCGGCCAGAUUGGGCACAGCCGAUUUUCGAGUCAAUUUCAAGUUAUUCUGAGGACGAUGACCCUGGGCCAGUGGGCAGUGCUGCCCACGAUGCCAAGGAACCACUACCAGCACAGGCAACGGAAGAAAACCGACGUGUCAGCAGAA
This is a messenger RNA of Symbiodinium sp. CCMP2592, 462 nucleotides long. NCBI's taxonomy places the organism in Eukaryota, Dinophyceae, Suessiales, Symbiodiniaceae. The record is from the annotation of a GenBank genome assembly.